Messenger RNA from Raphanus sativus (radish), 1095 nucleotides. Its product is annotated as U2 small nuclear ribonucleoprotein A'. The record is from RefSeq and is a predicted model, not a curated record. The transcript is spliced from 7 exons. NCBI's taxonomy places the organism in Eukaryota, Viridiplantae, Streptophyta, Magnoliopsida, Brassicales, Brassicaceae. Gene Ontology annotation, biological process: mRNA splicing, via spliceosome. The coding region runs from base 96 to 854 and encodes 252 amino acids. Gene Ontology annotation, molecular function: protein binding; U2 snRNA binding.
AUAACAGCGGCGUUCUUCGACACUGUUCCUCUCUUUCCCUCUGAUUGCGAAGAGCAGAGAGGUAGAAGCGGUGAAACCCUAGAAGUUUUUGAACAAUGGUGAAGCUCACGGCUGAUUUGAUCUGGAAUAGCCCUCACUUCUUCAAUGCCGUUAAGGAGCGAGAAUUGGAGCUACGAGGUAACAAGAUUCCUGUAAUCGAGAACUUGGGUGCUACUGAGGACCAGUUCGAUACAGUUGAUCUGUCUGAUAAUGAGAUAGUUAAGCUCGAAAACUUCCCACUCCUCAAUCGCUUAGGGACUUUGAUCAUAAACAACAAUCGGAUCACCAGGAUUAAUCCUAAUAUUGGAGAGUUCCUACCGAAGCUGCACACUCUGGUUCUUACAAACAACAGGCUUGUGAAUUUGGUUGAAAUUGAUCCCCUUGCCUCCAUUCCAAAGCUGCAGUACCUUAGUUUGUUGGAUAAUAAUAUCACCAAAAAGCCAAAUUAUCGCCUUUAUGUGAUUCACAAGCUGAAAUCACUUCGAGUAUUGGACUUUAUAAAAGUCAAAGCCAAGGAGAGAGCUGAAGCUGCGGCUUUGUUUUCAUCCAAGGAAGCGGAAGAGGAGGUUAAGAAGGUAUCUCAGCAGGAGGUUCAAAAAGUGGUGGAUACUACAGAAGAACCAGAGACUCCAAAAGUGGUGGCCCCAACCCAGGAGCAAAUUUUAGCAAUCAAGGCUGCAAUUAUCAACUCCCAGACGAUAGAAGAAAUUGCAAGACUCGAACAGGCUUUGAAGUUUGGCCAGGUUCCUGCAGGCCUGAUAGUUCCUGAUCCUGCAUCUGGUGUUAAUGACAGUUCUGGUCCUAUGGAGGAAUAGAAAAUGUGGCAGUUGCUCCUUCAGACCGUAGUAGCUGCUGCUCGAAUUGCUCACAGCAGUUAUGUCUGACAAGCUUUAUUGCUUCAUGGUCAUGUAAGACAUCCUUAGGAAAAUUGUAAACUACUUGUGCUCAAGAGCAUCUGUUAUUGAACCCUUGAAAAGAGUGGCAAAGAGGAUUUUGUAAUGUUUAGUCUGCAAUCACAGAAAGAGAUGGUGCACAGUGCACACAGAAUUUGCCAAA